This is a messenger RNA of Gasterosteus aculeatus aculeatus (three-spined stickleback), 2738 nucleotides long. It is a transcript of the gene kbtbd12, whose product is annotated as kelch repeat and BTB (POZ) domain containing 12. Gene Ontology annotation, molecular function: protein binding. NCBI's taxonomy places the organism in Eukaryota, Metazoa, Chordata, Actinopteri, Perciformes, Gasterosteidae. The record is from RefSeq and is a predicted model, not a curated record.
UCUUUUGCAAGAGCUGAGACCCUCUCUAACUCCCCGGGCUGACACAUUCGGUAACAUCAACAACUCAUGAAAACCUGGAUAUUCACCUUUCUUUUCAGACCAGGAGAGAGAAGCUGGGGACUAUGAAACACCAUCUUCCCCAGUUUUUCAGAGUGCAUAAAACUUCCUGAGUAUCUUCAUAAAAAUCAUUGUUUCCAAAAAAAAACAAACAGUUGAGGCAAAAUGGAUCUUAAGACCAAACAUGGGCUGGUGCUGCUCGACCAGCUGAGGAAGAUGAGGGACGGUGAGCAUCUGACAGAUGUGGUGCUUGUUGCUGAGGGCAUCAGCUUUCCAUGUCAUCGGGUGGUUCUGUCCUCUUUCAGCCCGUACUUCCGUGUGAUGUUUACAUGCGGCCUGCGUGAGUGCAACAACAGAGAGAUAAUCCUGCAUGACACCCCUGCAGACAGCCUGGCCCUCCUCUUGAACUACAUGUACUGCUCUGAUCUUCCUCUCACUAACGCCAAUGUACAGGGCAUCUCCAUUGCAGCGUUUCUCCUGCAGAUGGACGACGUCUUCACUCGCUGCCAGCUGCACAUGACUGAGAACAUGGACGCCUCCAACUGCCUUGGCGUGUAUUACUUUGCACGCGACCUCGGCUCGGAGGAAUUGGCGGACCAUGCCCAGCGCUUCCUGCGGCAGAACUUUGUUCAGGUCUGCCAAAAUGAGGAGGUCCUGGAGUUGGAGGCCCAUCAGCUGGGAAAGCUCCUGGCCUCUGAUGACCUUAAUGUUUCACAAGAAGAAACAAUCCUGGAUGUUGUCCUACGCUGGGUCAAGCACAGUCCUCUGAUGGACGGAGAGGUCCGUUUUCUGCACCUUCCAGAGCUGCUGAGGAAGGUCCGUCUGCCGCUGAUAAAGGCUGACGUUUUGAGAGAGGCAAUGAAGAGAAACACAGCCCUGCUGGCAGAUGCGGAAUGUCUAGAGAUUCUCAACCAAGCCUUGGAGGCCACAGCGAUGCAUCCCUCCGCCGCACCGCGCAGACUAAAGCUGCGGUACGGCAUGGAGACCACGGAUCUGCUGCUCUGUGUUGGAAACGACGGCGGCGGGAUCAGGUCAAGAUACGGCAACUACACCGAGCGCAGCUUUUGCUACGCCCCGUUCACGGGCCGGAUCUACUACAUCACCUCACCUCGCUACGCAGAGGCUCUGGGGUAUGUGUGCGCUGGAGUUGUAACAGAAAGAAAUGACAUUAUAGUGGCAGGAGAGGUGGGGCAACGAAGAAUGGCCCGACCGAAGGACGCGAACGUUGAGAUCUACAGGUACAGAGUAGAGGCCCAAGGAAGCUGGGAGUGCCUGACGUCGGCUGAAUAUCGUGAUUCAUACGCUCUGGGGUCACUUGGGGAUACUUUGUACCUGCUGGGCGGGCAGAUGAAGCUGAAGAACCAGUUUCUCAUCACUAACUGUGUGGAGCGGUGGUCUCUGCAAGGAGGACCCUGGCGGAGUGCGGCACCGCUGCCGAUACCUUUGGCCUAUCACAGCGUGGUCAAGAUGAAAGAUUGCCUUUAUGUUAUGGGUGGUAGAACCCCACAGUCUUACCGGAUGGAUGAUGAGCCCGACCGCCUCAGUAACCGCCUCCUGGAGUAUGACCCCAACACAAAUAAGUGGAAAGAGCUGAGCCCAAUGAAGUACUCAAAGUACCGCUGCAGUGCUGUCGUACUCAAUGGCGAAAUUUUUGUGAUGGGGGGUAUUGGGUGCGAGGGUGUGGAUUGCGGACAAUCACGCCGCUGCCUCGAUGCUGUAGAGAUCUACAACCCAGAUGGAGAUAAUUGGAGGGACGGACCUCCUCUGCCAUCUGCACAGCUCUCACUCCGCACCAACGCCUCAAAUGCCGGAGUGGUUGGAGGCAAGAUCUACGUGUGCGGAUACUACAAAGGAGCAGAUCGUCACGAUGACAUAACAAAGGAGAUUUUGGAGCUGGAUCCAUUGGAGAACCGGUGGACUGUGGUGGCUCGACACGCUCUGAUGCAUGACAACUAUGACGUCUGUUUAGUGGCAAGUCUGAACCCAAGGGGACUUCUGUCCCCAAGUGCAGAUCUGGUUAAACAGUGACACCCCUGUCAGAUCAAGUCAAAGUGCGUGCAAGAUAAUUAGCAAAGGAAAUUAAUUAUCAAUGAAGUUAUUGCUGGCUCAAAGGCACUUUUUUUCUUUGAGCAAACGUUUUCACGGCCCUCCGUUAAAGAGGAUGCGUGGAUAGCAAUUUGCACGUCGCUAUGGGUGAUUCUGAUGCGAGUGAGAAGAGAAAGAUCAUUAGGAAUCACAGCAUUUGCUAUUUUUAAUCUUAAAUAUCUGCGGUGAUUGAUUGUGGGAAUUCUGUGACCGUGUGGCACGAAGCAUUAUCGGCCACAAAAUUAAAUUUCUUUUGACAUUAACUAGACAUUAGACCAGUUAGAAAUAGAGCUACAAUUUGUUGAUUGCUUAAAAGAAUUGGCAUCAAUGUUUACGUCGAGCAAACAAUGUGUUGAGCUCUUCGAAACAAACACACUGAAAACUUUACAGUGGUCAAACAAAAAUGAGAGGGAUUUGUUGACAUUUCUUUUACUAAAAAACCCCAAUUAUGUGGACAGUAUAUGCUGGCAAAGUAUGAUUAAUCUACUAUAGGGUAAAAACUUAAAAAUCGUUACAAUGAAUAAAACAUUUUAUAAGUCAAAUGCUGUUUUUGUGGAAUAUAAAAUGUUUUCUGCCAAUAAAAAUGCACCUUAAUA